Molecule: messenger RNA, 5307 nt
Organism: Chroicocephalus ridibundus (black-headed gull)
Lineage: Eukaryota; Metazoa; Chordata; Aves; Charadriiformes; Laridae
Gene: CHST11
Product: carbohydrate sulfotransferase 11
Exons: 3
Coding region: 184-1236 (350 amino acids)
Biological process (GO): proteoglycan biosynthetic process; carbohydrate biosynthetic process
Cellular component (GO): membrane
Molecular function (GO): sulfotransferase activity
Source: RefSeq, a predicted model, not a curated record
CGGGGCGCGGGCGCCCGGGCAUCCUCCGGCGCGGCGGCGGCGGUUGCUCCUCCCCGGCACCUCGGAGCGCCGCGGGCGCGGAGCGGCUCCUCUCAGCGCCGGCCGUGCGCCCUCCGCCGCGCUGUGCCCCUCCACCCCACCCCCUCCGCCCCAAUCUCUUUCUCUGUGCCGCCGGACAACGCCAUGAAGCCGGCGGUGCUGGAAGUAAUGAGGAUGAACCGGGUGUGCAGGAUGGUCCUGGUCACUUCCGUGGGCUCCUUCAUCCUCGUCAUCUUCUAUUUCCAAAGUAUGUUGCACCCAGUAAUGCGUAGAAAUCCAUUUGGGAUGGACAUUUGUUGCCGGAAAGGAUCCAGAAGCCCACUUCAGGAACUGUAUAAUCCCACCCAGUUGUCCAACACAGCAAUUCUUCAUCAGAUUAGACGAGACCAAGUGACAGACACAUGCCGAGCAAACAGCGUAUCUAGCAGGAAGCGCCGUGUGCUGACACCCAACGAUCUCAAACACCUGGUCGUGGAUGAAGAUCAUGAAAUGAUCUAUUGCUAUGUUCCCAAAGUGGCCUGCACAAACUGGAAGAGAGUCAUGAUGGUUUUGACGGGAAGAGGCAAGUACAGCGAUCCAAUGGAAAUCCCAGCCAAUGAAGCCCAUGUGUCUUCGAACCUGAAGACCCUCAACCAGUACAGCAUCCCAGAGAUCAACCACCGCUUGAAAAACUACAUGAAGUUCCUCUUUGUUCGCGAGCCUUUCGAGAGACUGGUGUCAGCCUACAGGAACAAGUUCACCCAGAAGUACAACACUUCCUUCCACAAGCGAUACGGCACCAAAAUCGUGAGGCGCCAGAGGAAAAACGCAACCCAGGAAGCUCUGCGUAAAGGCGAUGAUGUGAAAUUUGAAGAGUUUGUGGCGUAUCUCAUCGACCCGCACACCCAACGAGAAGAGCCCUUCAAUGAGCACUGGCAGACUGUGUACUCCCUCUGCCACCCUUGCCACAUCCACUACGAUCUCAUAGGAAAAUACGAAACGCUCGAAGAGGAUUCGAAUUACAUUCUCCAGCUGGCGGGAGUAGGCAACUACCUGAAGUUCCCCACCUAUGCAAAGUCUACGAGAACUACUGACGAAAUGACCACAGAGUUCUUCCAGAACAUCAGCUCCGAGCACCAAACGCAGCUGUAUGAAGUCUACAAACUUGAUUUUUUAAUGUUCAAUUACUCAGUGCCAAGCUACCUGAAAUUGGAAUGAGGGAUGGGUUGGGGGGAGAGAGGGGAGAGAAAGCCUGUUUUAUUUAAGAUUUUUAUUUGUCAUAAUAAAUAUGGAGAAUGGGUUAUUUUGUAAAUUAAUAUUUUCUUUUUUUGAAUGAUGCUGCGAGCAGCACAGUCAAAAUUAUUUAAAUCAACUGUAAGAAAGGACAGCUCUCUUUGCAGGGUAACAGGAUUGUGACGAUCUAGUUGUAGUAAUGAAUAAUACUGCUACACUGUUUAAAAAAAAUGUUAAUUGUGUUCUGGUGAAUUUCAUUGAUCUUGCAUUCCUCCAAUUCUAAUUAAUGUUAUUUAUACUUAUUUAAAACAUGGUCUCUUGGUAGGUGUCACUUCAGCAGCAGAGAUAAGAUAACGUUUGGACAAAAGGAGUCUGGUUUUGUGCUUUCCUCAGUUGAGUUUGUCUCUUGGGUAAUAAUACUCUUCCGUUAGCCGUUGAUGCAGGUAAAUACGGGAAUGGGUCUUGAUACCACAUGCUUUGAGAAGAGCGGUGGAAGUAAUUUCUUCAGAAAGUGAUAUUGCACUUAAGUGUACUAAAAAAUUCUGUCUUUCUAGCCCUGAAAGGGAAAAGUAAAACAGAUUUUGAUAGAUUCAUGAUAUCUAAAACCCAUGACUGAAAGAAAUGUGAAUGUAUUCCUUGGGAAGAGAAACCAUGAACUUUUUAUAAGUCUGGACUUAAAGAGUUUAUCAAGAAUAUGACCAGUCCCAUUGUCUCUUAAUUUGAAGCCUGCCAGCCCAAACAAAUGCGGAUUUGCAGGUGGUCAUCAAAAAAAAAUCAGCGUUUUGAAAGUGACUGUAAAGAUUUUUGAAUGCCCAAAGCAAUUGGCAUUGACUUAAUUUAUGUCCAGGCUGGGGCUGGGGGAGCUCUGUCCUCUGCAAGUCCUGCCUCCCUAACUGAUCUUAAGACAGACAACCAAAGUUGGUGGCUCAAAAGACACCAGUCAUGAUACGAUAGGAUACGGGCAUGUCAUUUGAAAAGUCAGAAAGUCAUCUUCGUGUUGAUCUCUAAGCAUGCAAGGCAAUAAAAAAGGUCUCAUCUUCCUACAUGCUGGUUUCAUGGCUUUUUCCCAGGGGGAAGGGGGAGUCUUUUUUCAGUUGAUGCCUAAAUACCAUUGACAGGGAUGUUUCUAAUUUCCAGUGGGUUGGUAUUUCAUCUAAGUCAGCUCCAGUGUGAGACCAUCACCUUUUUAGCUAAGGUGAAUCUCGAUAGCGUUUUUUUUGUGUAUAACAGCUUGUUGGGAUGGUGGAUUGUACCAGGGGUGGCACACCAAGCAAUUUGGGCGAGCAAGUAAUAAUCUAUUCACGGCAAAUAAGUGUGAAUAGUGAAAAAGGGGAUUUCAGCGUGGCUCUGUAAGCAAGCUAGUGAGCAGAAGCGCAGACUUCUCCAAAUGGUUGCUUUAAUUCGAUGCAGGUGAGGUGGACGGCCAAGCGGGCAGCAGGCGCCAGCCUGGGGAAUGGUCUGUAGCCACCCCAAGCUGUCCCAUCCUGGGCUGGCAGCCGGCUGGUGGGCAGGAGGCAGCAGAGGCUUAAGUUGAGGCAUUUGUGGGAACCUAAAAUCUGUUUCAAAGUUGAUUGAUUGUUGAAAUGGGGCUUUGUCUCGCCUGCGUGUUAAUCUUACGAUCAAACCAAACCCUUCCAAAACUUAGUGAAGAUUUAAAUAAACUCAGCUAAAGGCAGAGCUGUUUUAACAGUAUCAGAGCCAGAUCCUGAAAAUGUACAGUACGGUACAGUACUGCAGUACAGUAGCUGAAUUGCAUCCACUGAAUUAUAUUAGUCUCCAGGAUACGUAUGUGGUUAAAGAAGAAAAAUAGGUUCUGUCGUAUUUUAUAAAAAUAAGUCACUGAAUAAAUCUCAGCGAAGAACAAAUUAACAUAACAAACAGCAGCUGAAGUCCUUUCACAAUUGGAUUCAUUCUUAGCCCGGCUUCGGGUGGUUAUUUUUUUUAUCAUACCCUACAAAUAAAUCUCUCGUCCCUUCUGGAACGGCCACGGUUUUCAUAACCCAGGUCCUAUUGAUAACCCGUAGCGCUGACCCAGUGGCUGGCUGCGCCUGACGGCUCUGAAUUCCUGAGCGGUUGCUGGUCGCUGGCUGGUGUUUUACUUGAAAGCGGUUUUGUCUCAUUUAUAGAUUAUGCAGAGCUGUUGCAAGUGCCUAUCACAGUGUGCCCUGGCUUUCUUUUGUUCGUAGGUCAAUGAUUAUAUGGGUGUUAAAAAGAAAUAAAACCUAUCUGAGGGCAGAUUCCCCCUCUCCCUCCCCUGAUAUUUCCCACAACCUAUUUGUGUGCUUGGUUGGUCUUGUAUCCAACAGUGCUCAUAUUUUGGUCCAAUUUUCUCUUCAGUUAUCUGUUCAUUCACCCAACAGAAUGUGAUGUCAUUUUUUUUUUAUUUAAGAAAAAAGUUGCUUCAGAAAGUAAGUGUUUUAAAAACGGGGUGUGCUUUCCCCUUUCUUUUUGUACCUCUCCCGGUCAUCACCGCGUUUUUAUCUGUUCUGAAAUACUCUCUUCAGUUUCACUGCUUUGGAGACACAAAAACCCUAUUUGACAGAUGCGAUAGAAAAGCUGUAGGUGAAAAAUGAUGUUCAGGAGAUCUGAGGGGUGAGCGCUGCUCAGAGCCAGAAUUUUUAGCAGCAGCUUUGGGUUUGAUUAGCCAAAUUCUGCCUCCCCACAGAGGGCUGCCUUACAGGCGGAUUCUCAGCACUGAGAUGGCUUCUAGGUGGACUUAAGUGGGUACUUAAAAGUCACUUUUUAAAAACGUUGAUCCCAGCCUACUGCAAACUGUCCAUUUAGUGUGUUAUAUCUCUUUUGGGGUGUUGUGAAUGGGCUGCAGAUCUGUGUUUAAAAUGAACAGCUGACAUGCUGGAUAUGGCCGUGUCCUGCAUGGUGAGCACAAAGGCCUCACCAGGGCAGAGGAGGACGACAAAUGCCUUUUUUUUGGGUCUACUGGGUGUGUUGACUGAGCCAAAAAAUACCUCUUUCACUGCACCCCCACCGGAGGAUGUUCAGGGUUGUUCCUCCUUAUCUCAGCGAGCUGGUGGCCACCACCCGCAGCGCGGGGGCAGCUGGGGGACCGGGUUUAUUUUACCCCCACCUCUCUACUGGGUUUCCCAGCCAGAGGAGAAGAGGGGCUGGUCUGCUCCCAAGCUCUGGCUCCCUCCUGGGUUCAUUUCUGCUGUGGCCACAGCUGGUCCCGGGAGACAAAUGGGCAAAACUGCAGCCACAGCAAAAUGCAAAAUACAAAAUACAAAUGUGCCCCUGGGGCCGCGAGGGCCACCCGGAGAGCAGCCGUUUUAGGAGGACGUGCAUUAGUUAUGGUCGAGCAGCGGUUGAGCACAGAGAGAGGGCCCAGUGGGGAAGGUCCUGCUCCCCACCUCUGCCCCCCGCCCCCUCAAAGCCGCUGGGCUCGAGGAGCGGUGAUCCCCAUCUCUGAGCAGCCGGUGCCUCUCUGUCAUUCGGCAGGGCCAGCGAUACCCGCAGCCGGGGGUUUGUUCCCCCCGAUGGCCCCAAGCACCUUAACCUGGAGCCCAGGCUGGAUUUGGCCCAUCUGAACAUGGUGGUGACUCCUGGGCGGUGGGAAGCUCCCCCCCGGCCCCGGCUCCAAACCUGACUUGGUCCAUGCUUCAGCCUCUUCGUUAACCAUGACCAUUAUCACAGAAACUUGCAAACUGCCUGAACCAUGCGCUGCGUAAAACAAAUGAAACAAAUAAUUCACAAGCAGAAGUGCUUUUAGGAGUAAGUUGACCCCAGAUGUUUUAGGGUUUCACUGUAGUCUGCUGCACUUUUCAGGUACAAAAAGGGACUGUCCUUACUAUUACUCUUGUUACAGAGAGUGUUAUUUUCUUACAUGCAUGCACAAUACAAUGUGUACGAAUAAUUUAACAUCGAUGUGGGGUUGGAUUUUUUUUUUAACCUAUUUGUAUGCAGUAGAAGGCUUGUUGUAGAAGAGUAUCUCCUCAUACCUAAAUAUACUGUUAAUAAAGAAAAAAGCUAAAUUAUACAUUGCCAACACAAGUGUGAACUGCUCAUGAAUCUUUCCUUAAAAAAGCCAUUCAAGCCUGAUUA